AUGGUCAAGCCCCUGUCUUUCAAGGGCGACAAGAAGCCCAAGAAGAGAAAGCGCGCGGAAGCCGAGGCCCAGGACCGCGACGCGCAGGGCGGGGAGGUUGCCCGAACCGGCGGAGCUUCCGCCUCGACGACGAACGCGGACGAUGACGACGAUAGCUGGGUGUCUGCCGAUGCCGUGACGGAUGUUGUCGGACCCGUCAUGUUCGUCUUGCCGACGGAGCCCCCUACUGCUUUGGCGUGCGAUGCCGUAGGCAAGAUAUUUACGCUUGGGAUCGAGAAUAUCGUCGAUGGCAACCCGUCUACGGCUGAGCCGCACGACGUGCGGCAGGUGUGGGUUGCGAACAGGAUCACAGGGACGGAGCAGUUCAGGUUCAAGGGCCAUCACGGACAAUAUCUGGGAUGCGACAAGAACGGCGUGCUGUCAGCGACAUCGGCGGCCGUCUCACCAUUAGAGUCUUUCAACAUCAUUGCAACGGCGGAUACCCCUGGCACAUUCCAAGUCCAGACAUUACGCGAUACCUUCCUCUCCGUCAAGCCGCCGAAACCCAAUGUUACCACCUCGGACGUCAGAGGCGACGAAGAGUCCAUCACAUUCAACACCACGUGGCGUAUCAGGAUGCAAGCGAGAUUCAAGCCGCGGCUCAAAGCGAACAAGGAAGAAAAGGCAAAGGAAAAGAUUAGUCGCAAGGAGCUUGAACAAGCGGUUGGGCGCAGACUCGAGGACGACGAAGUCAGGAAGUUGAAGAGGGCGAGAAGGGAGGGCGAUUACCAUGAGCAGUUAUUAAUGUUGAAGGUCAAGGGAAAGCACGACAAGUAUGGCUAA
This is a messenger RNA of Colletotrichum tamarilloi, 822 nucleotides long. RefSeq lists its product as uncharacterized. The record is from RefSeq and is a predicted model, not a curated record. The transcript has 2 exons. Gene Ontology annotation, cellular component: nucleolus; catalytic step 2 spliceosome; striated muscle dense body. NCBI's taxonomy places the organism in Eukaryota, Fungi, Ascomycota, Sordariomycetes, Glomerellales, Glomerellaceae. Gene Ontology annotation, molecular function: actin filament binding. The coding region runs from base 1 to 822 and encodes 273 amino acids.